Racocetra persica is the source of this 161-nucleotide messenger RNA. Lineage: Eukaryota; Fungi; Glomeromycota; Glomeromycetes; Diversisporales; Gigasporaceae. The record is from the annotation of a GenBank genome assembly.
AUGGACGAGCUAGUUAGAAUUGUGCGUCAAUAUGCUAAUGACUGGUGUAGUGUGAUUAAGAUUAUUGAUAAAGCAUUAUGUGAGAAAAAAUUCAUUGUUUUCGAUCUAACUGUAUCUCGAAAGCAUCCACACAGAAAUACUGCCUUCUUGCAAUACCACUG